Neomonachus schauinslandi (Hawaiian monk seal) is the source of this 1286-nucleotide messenger RNA. It is a transcript of the gene PIH1D2, whose product is annotated as PIH1 domain containing 2. Bases 39 to 980 code for a protein of 313 amino acids. The record is from RefSeq and is a predicted model, not a curated record. NCBI's taxonomy places the organism in Eukaryota, Metazoa, Chordata, Mammalia, Carnivora, Phocidae. The transcript has 5 exons. Gene Ontology annotation, biological process: box C/D snoRNP assembly; rRNA processing. Gene Ontology annotation, cellular component: ribonucleoprotein complex; R2TP complex; cytoplasm.
AUCUUUCCACAGACUCAAGAGGCCUGUUUACCUCAAUCAUGGAGUCGUCCUCAAAGGGUCUGCUCACCCAGGUUACUCAGUUCUGGAACCUCCUAGAUGAUCUGGCUGAAACUAAUCCUGAGAGCUACGAGAAGUUCAUUCAACAGCAGCUGAAAGAAGGGAAACAGCUCUGUGCCACCCCAGAACCACAGCUCUGUCUACAAACCAGGAUCCUGAAACCAAAGGAAAAAGUACUUUUUAUUAAUCUGUGUCAGUGGAAAAGGAUCCCAGCUCCCCAGUCAACCACUCAUCCAGUACCUCUAAGUGUUGGCAGACCAGAAGAUAUGUCUGAGACAUCAGAUGUUUAUACAGUCAUCGAUGUUGCCUACAAUCCUGAUGUUCUCCAGGCAGCAGAAAAGGACCAAGUGAAAAAAGAUCAAUUAAUACGGAUGACCAUGAAAUGCAUUGAGGAACAAUUCCAGUUCACUCUCUCAUACUCUUACAGUAUCACUAAAUUUAGAAUAAAAGGAAGCAUUCAAAGGAUGAAACAAAAUCUGAUGGGAAUGCAAGCUGACCCCACAGAUUUAAGAGAGAAAAUGAGAAAGGAACUAACCCCUGAACAGAUAAGUAGGACUGUGAGCAAUUCAGAUCACUUUCAGCUUUUAUUGCCAAAAGGUGAAGUUUCAAGUAAAACACGGUGUCUGAUUGAGGAGAUUUCCAGUACAGAGAUCCAGGUAGAGAUGAAGGAACCAGCCUAUGAAUUAAAAAUUGUGGCUGACCAGAAUGAGAAGCCUCUGGAAAUUGAAAUAAAAGUUGAAUUACCUGGUAUUAAUUCAGUAUCUCUCUGUGAUCUUAGUGUUUCUGAGGAUGAUUUAUUGAUUGAGGUCUCUGAGAAGUACAGAUUACAUCUGAAUCUUCCGGAAUCUGUGGAUACUGAAAUGACUACAGCCAAAUUUAUCAAAGAGAAAGCUACCUUAAUCGUCAUAAUGCCAUUGGUGUAAGUCAAGAGCAUCAUCUGCUUUGGGUUUUCAGUAAAGGCAUGUGAAUGAUAGGACCUUCAUUAUGGGUGAAGAGGUAGUGGUUUACCUUAAACACUAGUAUUUUCUAAGAGUUCUUUUUGAUGGAAUGAGAUUUUCUCAUCAACUUAAUGUUUAUCUUUUUUAAUUUUCUCCUCAAACUUGGCUAGAAGCAGAAACUAUUAAAAACGGUAUUGCCGUGAUAUACUUGUUUUGAAGCUAAUGGUCUUAAAGUAACAAAUUGUCACUUGGGAAAAUUCUAUGUUUCCAAGUAAAUUGUGAAAAUUCUUG